AUGGGCAGCAUACGCUGUUAUGUUUCAAUUGCAGGUGUUUUAGGUGAUACCAGACGACCAGAUAAAACAAGUGUAUCAACCCGGUUUGCAAGCUGCUGUGGGUACGUUCUUACUUGUUGGGGUGAUGGCAAGCUCUAUAUCUUUCUUGAGCUCGUAAUGGAAGGUUCGUUGGCAAAACUGUAUGAGAGGUAUGAACUGCAGGAUUCCCAAGUUUCUAUUUACACCAGGAAGAUUUUGAGUGGUUUGAAUUACCUGCAUGAUCGAUUAGUAGUUCAUAGGGAUAUCAGAUGUGCUAAUAUAUUGGUAGAUGUUAGUGGAUCGGUGAAGCUUGCARAUUUUGGAUUGGCAAAGGAAUGCUUAUCAAUAUCCUUCUCCACUCGAGUUAGAAAGCUUUCAAGUACAUAUUACACUGCCUUCACUCUCGCUUCGCUUGUAUCCACAAAUAUCUCCAAAGGAUUUUGUACUCAGCCAACUGGAAUAYUGGAUUAUAGUCCAUUUGAUCCUACUGAAAUUGCUUAA
Molecule: messenger RNA, 519 nt
Organism: Cynara cardunculus var. scolymus (artichoke)
Lineage: Eukaryota; Viridiplantae; Streptophyta; Magnoliopsida; Asterales; Asteraceae
Product: mitogen-activated protein kinase kinase kinase 1-like
Exons: 7
Coding region: 1-519 (172 amino acids)
Biological process (GO): protein phosphorylation
Molecular function (GO): protein kinase activity; ATP binding
Source: RefSeq, a predicted model, not a curated record